Darwinula stevensoni is the source of this 704-nucleotide messenger RNA. Lineage: Eukaryota; Metazoa; Arthropoda; Ostracoda; Podocopida; Darwinulidae. The record is from the annotation of a GenBank genome assembly.
GCAGCUGUGACCGCAUUCGAAGCUAGCUGUGGCAGCAGUUGCCGUAGCCAUCAGCCGACGCCGAAAACGUGGGAGGCCGGGCUCGACUCGACCGGGUAUAAACGAGGGGCCUGCCCUCGGGUCGACGCAGGAUUCCGCGAACUCACGGCGACCCCGUCCGCCUUGCCAUGAAGUUCCUCACCGCGCUGACCGGGCGCGGUUCGUUCUCGUCGCAGAGAGCCGGAAACUGCCCCAGCCCGCCUCUCCUCGGCGGGUACAUCGGCACUUCAAACUGCUAUCCGAGUUCGCCGAUCUCGAGCUGCGGCUCCGUGCCGGACUACGGCGUCUCCGCGGCGGAGAAGGACCAGAUCGUGUAUUACUUUAACUACUUGAGGGCAUGGGUUGCCUCCGGCAAGGAAACGCGGGGAAGUCCCGGACCUCAGCCGACAGCCUCCAACAUGCGACGCAUGGUGUGGGACGAGCGCCUGGCAGCGACGGCGCAGGGCUGGGCGAACAACUGCCAAUUCGGCCACGACCGAAACGAGUGUCGCAACUACGGCAGUACGUUUCCCUCUCGAAAGUGCCCCCGCUUCGCCUUCACCCCUCACCGAGACUUUUCCCUCGCCCUCCCUCCCAGCUUCCUUCAAAGCAGCGGGCCAGAACAUGGCCUGGAGUUGGGGGACCGGGGCCAAGGAUUGGUGGGCGACCAUCUUAAGCUGGUAUAA